Messenger RNA from Cucumis sativus (cucumber), 1206 nucleotides. RefSeq lists its product as uncharacterized. The record is from RefSeq and is a predicted model, not a curated record. The transcript is spliced from 3 exons. The coding region runs from base 145 to 813 and encodes 222 amino acids. NCBI's taxonomy places the organism in Eukaryota, Viridiplantae, Streptophyta, Magnoliopsida, Cucurbitales, Cucurbitaceae.
GUGCUACGUGGUGUUAAGUCUAUUUGCAUCUCCGUCAAUCUAACGAUACGCUUCUAUCCAGAGAAAAGGCGACACCCAAAUUAUUAACUCACUACACAUUUUCACUAUUUAUUGAUUCUUAAGCGUCGCCGGAGCCUCUCAGAAAUGGCGGAAGCGCACGACUCCGAUGAUCGGAAUACCACCGUGCCGGUUGAGGAAGAAGAUGCAUCCAGUCAUCAAUCCAAAGGAGUGUGUACGGAGGAUCAGACCGUUUAUGAACCUCUCCGCCGUCUGAUCGCUGAGAUUUUCUUUCCCGAUGAAAUUAAGGGUUCUUUGUUUCAUCGCGUCAAGGUCUCUGUCACUGAUAAUGGCCCUGCCGUUGCACAAGCUUGCAGAAACUUUGGUCGCGACGUUCUUUCUUGGACUCGUAGGGGCAGUCCUCUGCGAGCGCUCCUUGUUAUCUCUGUUGGGACAAUUGUUCUUCUUGCAAUGACGGGAUCGCUCAUCUUUCUGUUCUUCUUUCUGGCAGCCACUCUCAAUGCCAUUAUUAUCUCUCUUCUUGUAUCCUUGGCAGCAGUUGGAGGCUUCUUGGCUCUUUUCUUUGCUUGCGUAACAGCCAUAUAUGUGGGGGCAUUAGGAGUUGCUUUGUUUGUUAUAUCUACUGCAACAAUCUCAGCAAUUGUAGCAGUGGUGAUCGCCGCAGGAUGGAUUGGGUUCUUCUGUAUGGUUUGGCUAGCAAUACGCAAAAGUUUUGGUCUUGCGAAGCGGUCAGUGAGUGCGAGCAAUUCAGCAAUUUCAGCAUUUUCUUAUGCUAGGCGUGCCCACAAAGACUAGGUAAAUGUUUCAGAUCCUUUAAAUGAAUGCUAUGAAGUGGGGUAUGUUAUUCUCAAAAUUCUGGUGCAUAUAUUAUAAUGAGUUUUCGAAGGCCUUUUUAGUGUAUCCAUAAUGUGUAAUCUUACAAUGUAAAUAAUCUUUUAAAAGUAUAUUAUCUACUUUAUGGGCUUCUUUAUUGGCGAUGAAAGUACUAAGAUUUGAGAUAGCUCUUCCAUGAACUAUAAUCAUAAUUUUUAAGUAUAUUUCUUUUUCUUUCACUAUGAACUGUAAUUGUCAAAAUUUUAUAGGAUUAAAAUUUAAGGAGUCCAAUCAGGGUUUGUUUGACUCAAUGACUUCCUAAGUUUGAGGUUGGAACUUAUGUAUUCGAUUGUUCAAGGGAAUGGAUUAUAUAAA